Messenger RNA from Tachysurus fulvidraco (yellow catfish), 1146 nucleotides. It is a transcript of the gene rbm11, whose product is annotated as RNA binding motif protein 11. The record is from RefSeq and is a predicted model, not a curated record. The transcript has 4 exons. Gene Ontology annotation, biological process: regulation of alternative mRNA splicing, via spliceosome. Lineage: Eukaryota; Metazoa; Chordata; Actinopteri; Siluriformes; Bagridae. Gene Ontology annotation, cellular component: nucleus. Gene Ontology annotation, molecular function: single-stranded RNA binding. Bases 37 to 696 code for a protein of 219 amino acids.
CACUUCCGGUCGGUGCUGAUGUGAGUAAAGUGAAAGAUGCAGGUGGAGGAUGGAGAGGUGGAGGGGGAUGGAGAGGUGGAGGGGGAUGGAGAGGUGGCGCACACAGUGUUUGUGUUUAAUCUGAGCAGCUGUGUGAGGGAGGAGAUCUUAUAUGAGCUCUUCCUGCAGGCAGGACCAGUGCAGAAAGUCUUUAUUCCCAAAGAUGGAGAUGGAAAUCAGAAGUCUUAUGGCUUUGUUGACUAUAAACACGCUGAGGCGGUUCCCUACGCCAUCGCACUAUUGGAUGGGAUCUGGCUGUACGGCUGUCCGAUCGCUCUGAGGCAUCAUUAUGCUCACAUACUCACAGCUCAGGAGGAUCACAGCUGGGGAGAUGGGCUGUCAGGUUUGACUCUCGGCCCCUUCUCCCCAACUGUGUGCCCAACUCAGGGCCCCUACUUCCCUCCUGUAAUGCCAUGGGCGUGGCCAAACGUUGGAUUUGUUUCCUGGACUUCCCGUUCAGAUGAGCUGACCCAGGCGUCAGACCGUACCAACUCAGCAGUGAGGGGAGGAGCAGUGAGGGGAGGAGCAGUGAGGGGAGGAGCAGUGAGGGGAGGAGCAGUGAGGGGAGGAGACCGAUACAUGGGGCUGCAGAAUCCUGCUGAAGGCAGAAGAAGCCAUGAGAGAAGAAACAGACAGAAGAAAAAAUACAGAAGUUAAUUUUAAUUUAAGUUUAAACACAGCUGCCACUCUUUAGGUCUAUUAGGCCUCUGUGUGAGAGUGUGUGUGUGUGUGUGUGUGUGUGUGUGUGUGUGUGUGUGUGUGUGUGUGUGUGUGUGUGUGUGUGUGUGUGUGUGUGUGAGAGAGAGUGUUUAUCAUCAUGAGGUGUAGGUGGUGUUAUAUUUUGACUUUAUCAGGAUCGUCACAAAGUCUUUAUGAAUAGAACGAUGAUGAUGAUGAUGAUGAUGAUGGUGGUUAGAGGAACAGCCCUGUCUCUGGUUCAGUGCAGUAAAUGAACACACAUCCUUCUUAUCUGUUGAGAUGAAGAGCCCUCAGAAGUCAGCCCUCAGAAGUCAGCUGAUUCUCCUAAUGUGACAGACCGGAGUCUAAAAUGUAAAAUGAAAAGAAUGUAAAAAUAAAUAUUGUGUAUUUACAGAUUCCUUAUUUACA